UUUUUUAAUAAAUAUGCAGUAUGAAUCUGUUCCUUAAACUGAAUAUCAAAAAUAUUCUGUUGAUUCCUCCUUACUAGGAGAUGCUUAAAAGAAUUUCGCUAAAAAAGUCUUUUCUAUUGUUGGCUUUUAACUUAUGGCCACUACAAUAAUUGCAUAUUUGGCAAUGAAUUACAGGUUUUUCGAGACUUUGUGUGAAAUUCUUUUUAUACCUGCAAUAAUUUGUGCAGUUGUAUCAGGAGUAUGGAUUUACUUAAGCAGAAGUAAAUUUAAAUUUUUAUGAAUUUUAAAUAGCAUCCGCAAGAAAGUUUCCAUUAAAUUACAUCUUACUAAGCAUUUUUACAUUAGGAGAAUCUAUUACCUUAGCCACAUCAUGUGCUUAAAUAGGAGACCCUGAAUUAAUUUUUUAAGCAUUCCUUAUUACGACUGUGAUUGUAGUUGCUUUAGCCAUAUAUUCAAUAACUACUUAAAAUGAUCUUUCAUUUCACGGAACAACUAGUAAAAAUUCAUUUCAAACUCUAGUCUUCCUACUUUCACUUGGUUGCGCGAUAGCAGGAAUAACAUAUUUUUUUUCUGGAAAUUCAAUGGCUUAUCAAAUCUAUUUAAUAGGAGGUGCUAUUUCAUUGGGAUUGUAUUUGGUAUUCUUAAAAAAUCUAAUUAGGUUUAUGAUAUAUAAUUAAUUAUGGGAGACAAGAAUCUAAGAUUAACUAUUGAUGAUUAUAUUUUAGGGUCGAUUUUGAUAUACACAGAUAUAAUCAGAAUUUUCUUGAGAAUCGUCAAAAUCUUACUGAAAGAGAAGAAAGAAAAAUGAACUCUAUUCAAUCUACAUUAAAUUCAAU
Messenger RNA from Paramecium sonneborni, 836 nucleotides. The record is from the annotation of a GenBank genome assembly. NCBI's taxonomy places the organism in Eukaryota, Ciliophora, Oligohymenophorea, Peniculida, Parameciidae.